Messenger RNA from Orbicella faveolata, 4087 nucleotides. RefSeq lists its product as uncharacterized. Lineage: Eukaryota; Metazoa; Cnidaria; Anthozoa; Scleractinia; Merulinidae. Gene Ontology annotation, cellular component: cytoplasm; mitochondrion. Gene Ontology annotation, biological process: protein folding; protein peptidyl-prolyl isomerization. The record is from RefSeq and is a predicted model, not a curated record. Gene Ontology annotation, molecular function: cyclosporin A binding; peptidyl-prolyl cis-trans isomerase activity.
AAGUGAAAUACCAUUGGUUGAAAAUCAGAAAAGGUGAGAAAACUGUCAAUCUAUUACGUUUGAUGGGGAGCAAUUAGAUCCCCAUGGAGUCGGUAAUUUACCACAUGUUUAAGUCAUCCACAUUCUGGAGUCAGAGGAAGAGUUGAGUGUGCAUGUUACUGAUGUUUUAGCAAAGUUUCAGUCUAUUUCUCGUUAAAUUUCAAACUAUUUAAGAGAGAGCAGGAAAUAGCAGUUGAAAGUAAAUGUAUGUUAAUGAAUCAAGACAUACUUGUCAUGUUGCCAACUGCAUAUGGGAAGAGUUAAAUAUUACAAACGUAUGUGAUUGCAAUUGGGCAAUGAAACAACACAAAGGCAUUUGCCCGUUUACAAGCAUCAUCAAAGACCAGACUGCCAAUGCAAGAUCACUUGGAAUCAAGUGUGUGUCCUUGCUAGACAUAAACUUUGACGGUUUUGUUUCAACAAGACUUUAUCAACAACAGAUAUUGCACCUGUUUGUUGUCAUGAAAAAGAUUUACAAUUUUCCUGAGAAAUCUGAGCUGCCAAAGUUCAUACUUCUGGUGAAAAUUCAUUGGCUUAUUUCUUCUGUGGUUUCCAGGGUGGAAAUGAAAAACUUGCAGGGAUCAGAGCAGGCUCACUUUUUCGUUUGCACUCACGGCUAUGCCGUGCACACUUGUGCUCCAGUGUGGGCCUGCUCACAGGCUAGCAUAUACAUAAUUAUGUAUUUCUUCUUUCACAGAACAACUCAGCCCACUCCGCAUCUUGAUGGGAUCCAUGUGAUAUUUGGUCAUGUACUACAAGGACAAGAGGUGGUUUCAGAAAUAGAGAAUCAAAGAGUUGACGACAAAAGCCGACCCCAAGUUGAUGUCAAGAUCAGCAACUGUGGGGAGCUUAUUCCGAAAGCCAAGGCUAAAGCAAAGAAAGCUGAAACGAAAAAAAGAAAGAAGGAACAGCAGUCAGAUUCCAGUUCUGAUUCUAAGUCAGAGUCUGAUACAGAGUCAGACAGCCGGUCCUCUUCAGAUGAGAGUCAGAAGAAGGAGGAACGAACAAGGAAGAAAAAAAGAGAAAAACGCAAGAAAGAUUCUGCAGAAAGAAAACAGAAAAAGAAGAAGACAAAAGAUAAGAAAAAUAAGGAAAUUAAAGACAGCUCAGGUAAUGAGAAAUCAGAGCAGAUCCCUGAACCCGUCAGUACAGUUGCCGCGGAUGAGGUUCCAGAUGUACCUAAUAACUCCUUCCUGUUGAGAAGAAGUCGCACCCCCUCCCCUGUAAGGAAGAAGAGGCUUGAAGAGGCAAAGAAUAGCACAAGUAACCUUCCAGCAGCAGGAUACAAAGCUCCGCCUGAAGAGACUUCAAGAAAGACCAGGAUUUCCAAGUCUGGUAGGAUUCUGAGAGGAAGGGGAAACAUGCGAUAUCGCACGCCCCCACCAUCCUCACCUCCGAACGAAUCCCGUAACAACACGAGACGUCGUUUUCUUCCAAGGCGCUCAACAUCUCCACGACUCGCGAGAUCUCCACGAGAACGUUCAAGGUCCCCACGUGGCCGGCCCAGGUCUCCACGCAGAAGAGUCGCUUCGUUUGAAAGAAAACGUUCAGAUUCACCACAAAAACCGUCGGCAUCACCACACAAACGUUCAAGGUCUUCAAGAGAACGGUUGCAGUCUCCACGAAGGAGAUCGAUAUCUCCGCGGAGAACCUCGAAGUCUCCACGAAGGAGAUUAAAGUCCUCAAGAACAAGCUCGAAGUCCCCACGAAGAAGCUCGAGGAGAUCGCAGUCUCCUCGAAGAAGCUCGAAGUCCCCACGAAAAAGCCCGAAGUCUCCACGGAGAAGAUCGAAGUCUCCUCGAAGGCGAUCGAGGUCUCCUCGAAGACGAGUACGCUCCAUGUCUCCUGAAACAAGCAUUGACGUACAGGCCCAGGUGGACCAAGAAUUGUUACAGAGAACAUUUCGUGAUGGUGAAAGACGCGAGAGUUUAACGACAAGCAAAACUCUGUGGGAACGAAACAGAGGCGAAAGUAGUGACAAAGACAUUGAGCCGACACCCAGAACAAUACGAGCCUUUGAAGAAAAACCAAGUAAAGACGAUAAAAUGACUUCCUCUGUUGAUUAUCGACUACGAGCUAGAACACCGAGUGAUCCAAAGCCAUCUAACAAUAACAUUGACAGAAACACGACCAACCAGAAGCGAGUUAAAUAUCAGUCGACUGGUAGCAGUGAUAGCGAAGGACAGGAAGAAAAUGAAAAGAUUAUUCGCUUUGAGAGAAAAAGAAGCAACUUUGAAGAAGAAGAGAGCACAAUGACGAGAUUGCAGUCGAACGGCGCUGAUCGGAAUUCACGAAGUAUAACUCGUGAGUACGAAGAAGAUAAUAACACAUGCAGGUCUUUAACUGAAGAGGACAAAAUAAGUCAUGCAGGCAGAUCAAACGACUUGAAUAAACUUGCUGAAAAACACAGAGAAUAUGCUGAGAGUGACAAAGAUUUCAUUCCACGCAACAGGCAUUGCCUUAAAGAAGAUAAAUCACAUACAAACAGUGAUAGCUCCGACAGCGAUGGUGAGCAAGAGGUGAAGCGUAGUGCCCAUGAGGGGCAGGGUGGGGUUAAACGUCAGGGUACCCAUGUUAGUAAUACUGACCAUCCUCAGCGCAGCCGCAGUAGGAGUGCUGAGAGUGGCAGGAACCCUUCUAAUGAGAAGAACCGGAAGUCGCGUCAUUAUCAUCAUCACCAUCGUCAUCGUCGGCAUCAUCAUCGUCAUCAUCGCAACAGAAGCUCCACUCCGUCAGAAAACAGGGCUGAGAAACAGAGAAACCGCGAUAGCACGAGCUGAAGGAGCGGACUGUUAAUAUUUGUAAUAACACCCUAAGUAAAUAUAUUAAUGUCAAACAUUCACUGAAAUGCAAAGCAGACUUAUUUUAGGACAGGAUGCUGAAGUGUACUCGAACAAUAGGCUAAAAAAAUUACUUCAUUUGAUAAUAUGUAGCUUCGCUUUCUCAAGGAACACAAGAAAGCAAACACAUAACUAGUUUUGCUACUCUCGUCAUUACUGGUUGAGAGGAGAAACCGCGUGAUUACCAGAACAUGUUAUGUUUUUUGAACACAGAAUACAUGAAAACCAACAAUUCAAUGAACGUUUGUCGUGACGAGACGAUAGUAGAGCUAUCCAAUGUGUGAUUUUUCGCUAAGCGACCCUUUUGCGUUUUUGAGCUCAAACUGUUAGAUCUUUGACAAUUGGUGUGAGACGAGCCAAGAAACGGAAAAGAUAAUCACCAAAAGUUGUAAGGAAAAAUGGCAAUGAAGCCUAAGUUAGAGUCAGUUUCUGAAGUAAAGUGCGCUAUGGCAUCGAGGAUGUUGAUAUUGAUGUUGUGGUUGAUUAAAAUGUCUUAAAAGUUUUGAAGUUUUCAAGCAGCCCGCGUUUCAUCACGUGACAAUCAUACAGCAGAGGUUGCGUUUUUCGGUCUUGUUCAGUUACCAUGGAAACUGACUGAUCAGAACGAUAUCCUGAAGACAUGACUUGUUUGAGUUUAAACAUGUAAAUUCAAAGCAUUUUGAAACAAAUGACGAAACUUUUGAUGAACUAAUUCAUAUGAAUCCAUAAAGCUCCAAUUAUAAGCCCUCACCACCCGCCUCGUUAAUAAGUGCCCCGGCUUAUUGGCUCAUCUACACGACAAUCAAAUCAACUAUUUCCUGUGUAAGCCCCCUUCCUCUCCGCCACGUUUCUAAGCGACCCCUUCUUGUUUCGUCAAUGUCACAACUCUCAGAACAAGUAGUGUACGACAAGAUUUAUCGUUAAACAUGUCAAAUACCAUAAGGAAACUAUUUAGUGUUUUAAGUAUAAGUGUACAACAGUUGCUAUAAUCUGUCGUACAAAAGCAACACUUAAACAGGCUUCAACUUGGGCUUUAUUUGUGUUUGUCCGAAUUCCGUUUUAUUGUUUGCAGUUGACAACAGCUGCGUGAGACAAAUAGUUUUACAAUAUACUCAAUCUUGUUUGAAAACAAACUUACGACAAUUAAUGUAAUACCUGGUAAGGGUCAACAGUCUCUUCAGUCUGGGUCACUAAUGGAUUUCUUUUGAAUAAAAUGUUUGAAUGCCGCA